Molecule: messenger RNA, 2205 nt
Organism: Bombus impatiens (common eastern bumble bee)
Lineage: Eukaryota; Metazoa; Arthropoda; Insecta; Hymenoptera; Apidae
Product: tRNA (guanine(10)-N2)-methyltransferase homolog
Exons: 9
Coding region: 381-1802 (473 amino acids)
Biological process (GO): methylation
Cellular component (GO): cytoplasm
Molecular function (GO): nucleic acid binding
Source: RefSeq, a predicted model, not a curated record
AUGGUUUCGAUUAAGCAUGCGCGUAUAAUGUGUGCAAUAUCUUUUUGUGUUGAUCACGUUGGUUAAUGUCUAGAUCAUAGAUCUUAUGUUAUUUGAUGCUAAAUAAUGCUUAUAGUUACAUGUAAUUACAAUUUAAUCAAUAUGUAAUAAUUUAUAUUAAAGUUAGAAACUUAAUUUUUUAGUUGAAACAUCUAAAUGAUGUAGUAAAGUAAAAAGUCUGUAUUAUAAACACAAAUUGUUUACUUCAACUUAAAUUUUUGAAUUGCAUUAGUUUAUGCAAAAUUAGUUUAAAGCUGUAUUUCAAUAUUAGAGUAUAUAUACUUUUAAUAUAAUUAAUACUACAAUUUAAAUAAUGUAAUUUGAAUUGAAUAUGGAUAAAUAUGUAUAAUGCAAUAACAAUGAAUAACCAGUGGAAAAAAUAUCUGUUUUGGUUUGCCCAAGAACACAUUGAUUUUCGUACAGCUGAAAUGCAAUCUAUUCUUGGUAUGUUUGGUGUAAAUAUUUAUACUCAUUCUAAAUUAAACACACAUCCUUAUUGGAUAGUUAAUUUACCUUCAGAAACUCUGGCACAUAAAAUUGCAAGCAGAGCAGUCUGUGUGCGAUUUUGUUUAGAGUUGUGGGCUAAUAGUAAACAAGUUGAAAAUUUGCAUAACAAGUUAAAAACUUAUCCAAUUUCAGAAAUUAAUAAAUAUGCUGGUCCACACAAAUCUUUUAAAGUAAUAGUUGAAACAUUUUGUAAACAUUUUUCUCAAGGUGAAAAAGUAAAUAAAAUUGAUUCUUUCAGUUAUUUACCAUUGCAAGGACCAGUAAGACUAAAUAAUCCAGACACAACAUUGUGUUAUGUAGAAUUUUAUGGAUUAGAUCCUAAUAACAUCCCUAAAGAACCAUAUGAAUUAUUUUUUGGUAGAUGGAUUACAAGUGGACAGAGGGAUUUAAUUCGAAAGUUAUCGCUGAAAACCAGAAAAUUUAUUGGUAAUACAUCUAUGGAUCCUCAACUGUCAUUAAUAAUGGCUAAUCAAGCUCAAGUUCAAAAGGGAGACAUCGUGCUCGAUCCAUUUGUUGGUACUGGAUCUUUAUUAGUUGCUGCUUCUCAUUUUGGAGGAUAUACAUUGGGAACAGAUAUAGAUUUUUUAAUGCUGCAUGGGCGUACAAGGCCUAGUAGGAUAUCACAAAAGAUUAGGGAAAAAGAUGAAAAUAUUGCUACAAAUAUGAGUCAAUAUGGAAAAAGAUCAUACUAUAUUGAUGUAGUUGUAUCAGAUUUUUCUUAUCCUUUAUGGCGUUCUGACAUGUGUAUAGAUGCUAUAAUAACAGACCCUCCUUAUGGUAUCAGAGAAGCAACAGAAAGGAUAGGUACAACUAAAUUAAAUCCAGUGAUAGAAGAACAUCAAGCUUCAUCUCAUAUACCAUCUAAAAUUGGUUAUGAUUUACCUCAAAUAUACAAGGAUUUAUUAACUUUUGCAGCUCAACAUCUUAAAUUAAAUGGUAGAUUAGUAUGUUGGUUUCCUUUAUUUAGAGAUCAAUAUUCAGAGGAUCAGUUACCAACACAUCCAUGUUUGGAAUUAGUAGCUAAUUCAGAACAAGUACUUAGUAAUUAUACUAGUCGGAGGUUAUUGACUUAUAAAAAGGUAAAAGAUCCAAAGGAAUCAGAUGAAAUAAUUUCUACCAAUUUAAUCGACUUCCGCGAACAAUAUUUUGCAUUACGAAAUGAAAGUAGAAGGGAAAAACGAAUGAAGAAAGCUGUAGAAAAAGCAAAGAAAAGAGAACUUUGGGAACAGAAUAAUAAAGAAAAUCCAAAAAGAUGACUAUAAUUAUUUUACGUGUAACAAACAUUUAUUUUCCUUCAAAUUCGUGUUUGAGAAUAUAAAUUUUGUUAAACUGUUAUUUUUUAUGGCCAUAUGUGCAUUUUAAAGAAUAAAGCAGGACAUGUGCAGGAAAAUAUUCAUAACAAGAAAAAUUCUGAACCAUCAAUAAAGUCAUUUUCUAACAUUUUCUAGAGAUUAUGAGAAGAACAAGGAACUUUCUUCAUUUAGUUCUAUAAUCUUUUUACUAAAUGAUCUUAAGAAUUAUUUAAAUAAGGUAAAUAAUACUUUACUGUAUUUUGGAUAGUAAAUAUCUUAAUAUACAUUCGCAAAUUUACUUGACAUACUAAAAAACUAUUUAUGUCAAAAGAUUUGUAUCAAAUAAUAAAUUAUAUAUGUGUGUAAA